Messenger RNA from Penicillium verhagenii, 1473 nucleotides. Its product is annotated as MFS general substrate transporter. Gene Ontology annotation, cellular component: membrane. Lineage: Eukaryota; Fungi; Ascomycota; Eurotiomycetes; Eurotiales; Aspergillaceae. Gene Ontology annotation, biological process: transmembrane transport. The coding region runs from base 1 to 1473 and encodes 490 amino acids. Gene Ontology annotation, molecular function: transmembrane transporter activity. The record is from RefSeq and is a predicted model, not a curated record. The transcript is spliced from 9 exons.
AUGUCUGAAAUCCACAAGUCAAAGCCUACAAGGCCGACCCUUUGGGGUUUCUUCAAGGAAGUUUUCAAUUGGUAUCCUUCUUCUUAUUCCUCUGAGGAAAGAAGAUUAUUGUUCAAACUCGAUGUCUCAAUCCUGGUUUUUGCAUGCCUAUGCUUCUUUGUGAAAUACUUGGAUCAAACAAAUAUCAGCAAUGCCUACGUGAGUGGGCUUAAGGAAGACUUUGGUCUAUAUGGUAACGAGCUCAAUUACUUCAAUGUUUGUUACUAUACAGCAUAUGUGGUUUUCCAGGUUCCGGGUCUACUUUUGAUGUCCCGCCCAAAGCUGGCUCGUUGGCUUCUUCCCGGACUUGAAGUCCUAUGGGGUAUCUGUACAUUUGCCCAAAGUCGCGUUACCAACGUCCACCAACUUUAUGCCCUCAGAUUUUUGGUUGGAAUGCUCGAGGCUCCUGUCUUUGCUGGAACUCAUUUUAUUCUCGGAUCCUGGUAUUCCGGCCCUGAACUUUUCAAACGUGCGGGUACUUGGUUCAUAUGCAAUCCGCUUGGUAGCAUGAUCAGUGGAUAUCUGCAAUCCGCUGCUUAUACCAAUCUUUCGGGAGUUGGGGGCAUGCCUGGAUGGAGGUGGCUGUUCAUUAUUGAUGGCAUAUUCACAAUUCCCGUGGCUUUGAUUGGAUUCCUUAUAUUUCCAGGUAUUCCUGACUCGCCCCGGCCAUUCUAUUUGACCGAGAGCGAUAUUGUUUUGGCGAAGGAGAGGACGCGAAGGGCCAACAUCCGCCGACCUGGUAAACUGGGACUUGAUGUAUUCAAGCGGUCUUUGAAGCGAUGGCAUAUUUGGGUCUUUGUCACUUGUUACGCGUGCAUGAUCAUCUCAUCCUAUCCAGCAUCUUAUAUGAGUCUAUGGCUCAAGGCAGAGGGAUACUCUGUCACUCAAGUCAACCAGCUACCAACAGUGAUUUAUGCGGUCCAAAUUGUCGCAUCUUGGUUUGGCACGACUGUUGCUGCCAUUUAUCCUUCUUGGAUCAUUUAUACGAUUGCUUCUCUUGGAUGCCUUUUCUCGACGCUGUGCAUGAUUAUUUGGAAUAUUCCCAAGGGUUUAAAGUUUGCUGCAUGGUAUAUCCUCGGUCUCUCGGGUUGUUUAAGCCCCAUUUUAUAUUCGACGGUCAACACGAUUGUCAAGGAUGAUUCUGAAGAACGAGCGCUAAUCUUGGGAUCCAUGAUGACAUUUGGCUACUCAUUCCAGAUUUGGGUUCCACUUCUUGUGUUUCCAACCGCUGGUCACUAUGGUGCUCCCCAGUGGAUCAAGGGAUGGCCCGUGGCAUUUGUGUUCUAUUUCUUGCUGUGGGCGGGAUUUAUUACUUCUCUGGUCAUUCACAGACGGGACCAAAGUAAGAACGCCACCGUGGUGGCAUCGGACAGCAGCGAGGAUAUAGAGACCAUCGUGGACCGAGCGCCUCCGAAAUCUACCGGGGAGGAUUGA